This is a messenger RNA of Ictalurus furcatus (blue catfish), 3979 nucleotides long. RefSeq names its product golgi membrane protein 2 (gene golm2). The record is from RefSeq and is a predicted model, not a curated record. The coding region runs from base 1095 to 2582 and encodes 495 amino acids. The transcript is spliced from 11 exons. NCBI's taxonomy places the organism in Eukaryota, Metazoa, Chordata, Actinopteri, Siluriformes, Ictaluridae.
GGCGCACUUGUCGGUCUGCGUCGCAUUCUGGACAGGACGACCUUUUUCGCUGCUUCUGACUGAUUUCGUUAAAGCGACUUAAAAACAAAAUCGUUUUGUUUCGUUGGAAAAGGCGAUAAAGACGCGUCUGGAGAGUUUAAUUGUCAUUUUAGGGAGUAAUUCCGUGCCUCUGUGUUUGGAAUUAGUGUUUUGUUUGGUUGUGUUUUAUGGAGCUAGUCACGUCAGCUAGCUUGUGUUGGAAUUAGCUGCAGGUUUGGCGUUGGCUAGCAACGCUAAUUAUCUAGCAGCACGUAGCUGUUUAUUAUUAUUGUUGUUGUUUACUGCAUGCAUUUCGAAUCGUAUGCGAUUUGUAUUUAUCUUAAGCACAUUUUAAGUGUCUAACACUAAGGACAAUGCUAACGCUAACGCCAAUGCUAGGUGCCCCGUUGGCACAGAAUAGGACUGAGCUAGUCAUUUUGUGCACAAUUCUUGAAUAAUCAGAAAUAAUUGAAAUUACACACACACAAAAACAAAACAACAGGUUGUUUAUUUGUUGGGCAGGAUUAAAGCAACAUCCGUGCACGGGUUGUGUGAUUCUGUAAAUACCAGUGCUACUAAAAUCCCAUGCAUCUAUCCCUGCAAUAAUAAUAAUAAUAACGGACAAGCUGGUGAUCUCGGUGCUGAUGCAAAGUUGGUGCAUGAAAACUUUGAAUGCAGAAAAUGUGGGUUUAAUGCAUUUUAAUUCACGUGUGCAUUGCUGUUAAGUGUGUGUGUGUGGAGCAACACGCCACAUAGGCAGGGUUAAUGAUACACGCGUUGCUGUUCAUGCAAACAAGGAAAUGAUAUAAGAGAAGGUAAGAAGAAGAAGGAAAAAAACGCCAACUGUACGGAAGAGGCGUGUGUGUGUGUGUGUGUGUGUUCAGAUCGUUUGAAUGAAACACGAAAAGCAUCCGUUUUACUCAAACGUGCGCUUUUUUUCCCCCCUUCUUCUUAGACAAGUGAGCAGCCCAGCGGCUGCAGAGUAGUAAACCGUCCAGUCUCGCGCGCGUUCUCUUUUCUUUUUUUUUCUUCUUUUACUUUUUCUUUGGGUUCGGUUCGGUUCUUUCUCUCGCGCCAUGGUCGGGUUGGGAGCGAAUCGUCGCGUCCCGUCCUUCGUCCUGGUCGGCAUGAUGGUGGUGCUGAUCCUGCUGAGCUACAACUACUGGAGCGUGUCGCAGGAGCACCAGCGCGCGAUUGACGAGCUGGUCGAGGUGCACGCGCAGGUGAAGCGCACCGACGCCGCGCGCACCCGCCUGGAGAAGCGGAACUCCGAGCUCAUGCUGCAGGUGGACACGCACCGGCGUCAGAUCGACCAGAAGGACGGUGACUAUAGCAUGCUGGAGGGCAAACUGCAGGCGCAGGACGUACUUGUGAAAAAGUGUACGGAUGAAAAGAUGAGGCUGCAGAGUGAACUUACACAAAAGACCUCCGAUAUUAACCGCCUGAAAGAGCAGGUGAAGGAGAUGAGGGAUGAGAUUAUUAGGCAGGAGGAGCAGCUGAGGGAGGUGAAGAAGAACAACACUAACCUUGAGAGGAAGAUGGAGUAUGAGAGCCUGCAGUGUGGCCGUCAGAUAGCGCAGCUUAAAGACGAGUACGAGGAGAGCAAGAAGCUUCUGGAAGAGAAAGCUACCAAAUUAAAAAAGGAAACGGUGGACGCGCGUAAAGCCGGCACGGUGGUCACUCAGGCUGAGCGCGGUACAGAGGCUGCAGGAGCGCACCACCUAGUGGCCGGACAGCGUCAUGACAACCCUGAUAUAAAAGAUGAUUUGGUGAAACCAGGAAGUGAUGCUGGAAUGCCCGGUAUUGAAGACAGUGAAGUGGGAAAGGUAGAGGACAUGCAGUUUGCCCUGAAAAAGCCAGCCAUCACAGCGCAGAACAUGGAGCCAGUGGAGCAGGACAAACAGCCUGGAGCUGGAGCUGGAGCUGGUCCUGAUGCUGGUCCUGAUGCUGGAGCUGAUGCUGCUAUUGACACUAAAGUAAGAGCAGGAGCUGGUGCUGGAGAAGGACCCGGGUUCGAUGCUCCUCGUGGCCUCCCUCUGGACCGUCCCGACCUUCCCCAGGAUGGAGGGGCAGCAAAAGGUCUCCCGGAAAUCCAGCAGCAGGUUCCCCAGCCGGUCGUAGACAGACCUGUGGCGUUGAAUGAAGGCAAUAAGGCAGCGGUCCAAGCAGACGAGUUCGGAGAGCAGCAGCGCCAAAUGAGAGAUCCUGAAAAUCCAGGAGCAGCGCUGCCUCCUCCGCCGAAUCCUGCUCAUGUUCUGCCCAACCCCAUGGACCCUCAGCGAGACGCUGCCCCCGCUGCACCACUCCGACAUCGGCAGAGCCGCUUCUUUGACGAGAACGAGUCCCCCGUAGAUCCGCAGCGCAACUCCAAGCUGGCGGACUACAACGGGGACGACGGCAACGUGGGCGAGUAUGAAGCCGACAAGCAGGCCGAGCUGGCCUACAACGAGGAGGAGGACGGCGACGGCGGCGAGGAAGACGCCCAAGACGACGAAGACCGGGAUGCUCCAGGAGACCGCGGCGUGGACUACGGCAAGCGACACCAAGCCAUUGACAUCCUGUAGCCUCGGUCCGGAGUCUCAGAUCGACACGUCAUCCAUAUUCACACGUGCAAGAUUGGAUUCGUGGGGGGAAAAAAAUAAUAAUAAAAGAUAAAGGAGAAUUUACUUGAACCUGCUUGUUAGCCGGAGCUGUAUUUCAACGUGGCGUGGAUACGGACGUUUCCGAACAACUUUUAAGAAGCAUUUGGGGUUCUUUGUUUGUUUGUUUUUGGGUUUUUUUUUUUUUUUUUUAAUCACUGACUUGAAAUGAAUUUAAAACUAUGUGAAGGACGUGUAAAAUGACUAAUGUGCACAUGUGUAUAUAUUUAAUAUGUACAUUAGAAAGUUGUUUUGUUCUUUUUUCCUGUUAAACAGAUUGUUUUUUUUUUUCUCUCAAGUCUAAAGCAGGCUUUUCGACACGCGUGCCUGCUGACGAGUUUAUUUUUUUUGCAUUUUAGUUUAUUAUUUACAUUUUCUUUUAAUGACUAAUUUAAGCUGACGGUUCCCGUCCCGCUGUCGUGGCAGCGGUUCUAGUGAAAGGACCUGAACUCGCAUCAGAACGAGAUCAUUACAGAGGAUACGGUUUCUAUCUUCUUUUUUUUUCCCCUCCCGAACGCUGACGUUUCGUUUUUCAGAAACGCUGCAUGGGGAAAUUUCCUCUUAUUUUUUUUUCCCCCUCCCUUUCUUCUUUCUUCAUUCUUCCUUGCUUUGAGACACAUGGACAAUAAAUUGUACAGGACUCUCACAAGUCAUUUGAAAUUAAUAUACAGUGACUCAACAGGUGAAUAUUUUUUUUUUUUUUUUUUUUUUUUUGGAAGGAUUUAUUUAAUUUUUUGCAUGUGAGUAAUUGGAUAUUAGCCUCCAGAACUACAGAAAUACAAAAAGCAAUACACUGUACCACAGCAGAGCGAGAGCGACACAGCUUCCUGUUUGCCUGCCAAAUAUGGGCGAUAUCGAUGAUUGAUGUACAUAUUUGUGCCACCGAUCCUGCUGAAUUCUGUAGAAAACCUCGGUGUCCUGUAGCCCCCGGACUUCUAACUCUUGUGCUUUUCUUAAAGGAGCGAAACCUAGGACGUUAGCAUUCUGAAUGUAUUUUAAUAACUACGAUUGUUCUGAGUUUUCCCACGUGGAUCUGGAUCUUAAAACGUAUAUAAAACAUCGUUACGUUUCUGUACGAAGUUAAACUGUUUAUUCCACCUGUCCAAAGAGCAGAGUUGUAUUAGACGAGAACUUUUUUGCCAUCACUGUGACGCGACUCGGUAGUACUGUACGUGUAGAUAUAUGCUCAACACAGCUUGAAGAAGCUCUUUGCUUGCAGUAUAACUAGAUAUUAAAUAUAGAAGGAUUUUUUUCGGGGAGGGGGGGAUAAUUUGGAAAUAAAUUAUGCGAGUUCUGCAGAAAUAAAACAAGGUUCACAAAUU